AUGGUUACUUCAAUUGAUCUCCACCAUCAUUUCCAUGCUCUUGGUGUUGGAACCAUUGAAGAUGUCCGGAUACAGCGUGAUAAAGGCUUUGGCUUUGUAAGAUACAGCAACCAUGCUGAAGCAGCUCGGGCUAUUCAGAUGGGCAACGCCCAGAUUCUCUAUGGCAAACCAAUUAAGUGCUCAUGGGGUAGCAAGCCUACUCCACCAGGAACCAGUUCUACACCUCUUCCUCUACCAGUUGCCACUCAUAUGCCAGGUUUUUCAGCUGCUGACCUUGCAGCCUAUGAACGCCAGCUUGCGUUGAGUAAAAUGGGUGGUGCACAAGCAAUGAUGCAUCUGCAGGGUCAGCGAAUGGGUGCUGCUCAGGCUUUCUAUGACGGAGGGUAUACAAGCAUUGCUACGAGCCAGCCGCCUAUGUACUACUAAUUCUAUGUAGAAACUCCUGUUAUUGAUUGGAAGACCGGAAAUUAGUGUUGAACACUGUAGGUUGCUUUUCAUUAUGUCCUCUCUUUUAACCGGGGUUCAGAUACCUGCUGGUGUAUGAAUUAUGUAGCUUGUAUUUCCAGUUGGGGAUGAUGAAUUGUUUGAAGCUCUUCCCUACUCCUAAAUACAGUUUUAAAUUUAAAGUGGAUCUAAUUAUUCAAUAUUAGCAGUUAGUGUGGACUGGUUAUUCAAUAUCUUUUUUGCAGUUUUUCCUUCAGAG
Ilex paraguariensis (yerba mate) is the source of this 703-nucleotide messenger RNA. The record is from the annotation of a GenBank genome assembly. NCBI's taxonomy places the organism in Eukaryota, Viridiplantae, Streptophyta, Magnoliopsida, Aquifoliales, Aquifoliaceae.